Molecule: messenger RNA, 1174 nt
Organism: Durio zibethinus
Lineage: Eukaryota; Viridiplantae; Streptophyta; Magnoliopsida; Malvales; Malvaceae
Source: RefSeq, a predicted model, not a curated record
AUGAGUUCCCUGGCCAAGGCGCAACAUCAAGCUGCUCAAUUUUGCAGUGCCUGGUUAGAUAAAUUUCUUUCUGGCGGAUUCAAAUCUUGGCGGUCUCACUCUAUGCCUAUUGGGGUGGAAGAUUCAAAUUUUGUUGAAUUCACUGCUACCAAAGGAGAUCGGUCUUCUUCUUUUUCCUCAACCACUUGGUUCUCUUCAAGUUACCUUAUCGUUGAAAGUGACUCAACAAUGCUAUUCUCUGGGCUAACAACCCCUCCACUGUUCCAUGGAAGCAUAUCUCCAAUCACAUUGUGUCUCAAAAGCAGCACUAAAGACAUCCUCUUCGAGUACAUCUUUCGUGAGGCAAACGAUAUAGCUGAUGGUCUAGCCAAAUCUAGGGUAAUGAGCUAUGAUUCGCAUACAAAUAACGUAAUGGCUGUAGGAUUUCAAUGUGAUGGAAACUGGAUGUAUUCUGGCUCUGAGGAUGGCACUGUAAAAUUUUGGGAUUUAAGAGCUCCAGGUUGCCAAAGGGAAUAUGAAAGUCGUGGUGCUGUUAAUACUGUUGUCUUACACCCAAAUCAGACUGAGUUGAUAUCUGGUGACCAAAAUGGUAACAUUCGUGUGUGGGAUUUGACAGCUAACUCUUGCAGCUGUGAAUUGGUGCCUGAGGUUGAUACAGCUGUGAGGUCUCUAACAGUCAUGUGGGAUGGAAGCCUGGUAGUUGCUGCUAAUAAUCAUGGAACAUGUUAUGUUUGGCGCCUAUUAAGAGGAAACCAGACUAUGACAAACUAUGAGCCACUUCGCAAGCUACAAGCGCAUAAUGGAUACAUACUCAAAUGUCUCCUUUCUCCUGAGUUUUGUGAGCCCCACAGAUAUUUGGCCACUGCAUCUUCUGACCACACUGUCAAGAUGUGGAAUGUUGAUGGCUUCACAUUGGAGAAAACUUUAAUAGGACAUCAGCAUUGGGUAUGGGACUGCGUUUUCUCAGUGGAUGGUGCCUAUCUGAUAACAGCCUUUUCUGAUACAACAGCAAAGCUUUGUACCAUGUCAACCGGUGAAGGGAUUAAGACUUAUCAAGGACAUCAUAAAGCAACUGUUUGCUGUGCAUUACAUGAUGGAGCUGAACCCUCCCCAUGUUAGACCUACAAUCACAUGUCUGUCUUGGUUCACUUCAAGACAAAUGUGCAUUUCCAUC